Molecule: messenger RNA, 1056 nt
Organism: Lachancea mirantina
Lineage: Eukaryota; Fungi; Ascomycota; Saccharomycetes; Saccharomycetales; Saccharomycetaceae
Source: the annotation of a GenBank genome assembly
AUGGUUUCUGAGAAAAAGACCGCUGGUUUGAAAGAACGUAUGCUAAGUGCGGUGACCGGAUCAGUAAUAACGUCGGUGAUUUUAACACCGAUGGAUGUUGUGAGGGUACGACUUCAACAGCAGGAAAUGCUUCCUAAUUGUUCGUGUGAGAUACCGACAGACGUUCGAGCUGUGACUGCUGGAGGUUCCAGGGGCUUUAAAUCUGCGCCAUAUCAUGUCUUUUGGCAGGAUUCUUGCUUUCACGAUGUACAAUGUAAGAGCAGUACAUUCAAAUUUAAUAACACCUGGGAUGCUUUUUUGAAAAUUGCGAAAUUCGAGGGAGCUACCGCAUUGUGGAGAGGUAUCUCUAUCACGCUUUUAAUGGCAGCUCCGGCUAAUAUGGUUUAUUUUGCUGGCUACGAAAGUUUGCGAGAUCGAUCACCUUUAAGUGAACCGUACCCGAUUUUGAACCCAAUAUUCUGCGGCGGAAUUGCUAGGGCGCUGGCUGCCACUUCAGUUGCGCCGUUGGAACUUCUUCGGACUCGCUUGCAAAGUAUCCCCAGGUCCGGGCCUACAGUAACAACGGCAAUGAUGAUGAAGGACCUUAUCAAGGAAACGCAAAUCGAAGUGUCAAACAUUGGGUUCAAAGCCCUGUUCAAAGGUUUAGAAAUUACGCUAUGGAGGGAUAUUCCAUUCAGUGCCAUUUACUGGGGAUUUUACGAGCUUUAUAAAAGAAACUCAACUAUCGGGAAGUCCCGACUCGAUUCUGACUCCCAUGCAACGCAUUUUUUGAACAGUUUCAUAGGUGGGUCUUUUAGUGGCAUCGUUGCUGCUCUAUGCACACACCCCUUCGAUGUUGGGAAAACUAGAAUGCAAAUAUGUUACAUCAAUUCCACGAAAUCCAAUGACAAUACUCAACAAUCAAAAAAUAUGUUCAAAUAUUUGAAUACUAUUCGGAAAACCGAGGGAUUGUCUGCUCUUUAUACUGGGUUGAUGCCCAGACUAUUCAAGGUGGCACCGAGCUGCGCGAUCAUGAUUUCAACGUACGAGGUCGGAAAGAGAUUAUUUGCAUCUUGA